This is a messenger RNA of Macrosiphum euphorbiae (potato aphid), 243 nucleotides long. The record is from the annotation of a GenBank genome assembly. Lineage: Eukaryota; Metazoa; Arthropoda; Insecta; Hemiptera; Aphididae.
AUGUGGCGCCACGCUAAGGCUUCACUAUCCCAAUAUUGUCGAAAGAAACGAUUUUACGGAGGAUAUUUAGCGAAAUUCAUGUUUUUGAAACGCUGCAAAAUUCUAAAAUUAGAUCCGUUGAAAGAAUUUUUUAUUUAUACAGGAAACCUAUAUAAUCCGUUAGGCGCAAUUGAGCAAGAAUAUAUUGUAGAUGAUCAGGCGUCAGAUGAAUCCGAUUCUGAUAGUGAAGUUGAAUAUUGUUAA